ACCUGCGACCUGUCCUUCUACGAGGAGCUGGUCGCCUUCUGCCGGCGCGAGGAGAUCUGGAUCAUCUCCGACCUGGCCUAUGCGGAGGUCUACUUCGACGGGCCGCCGCCGCCCUCCAUCCUACAGGUGCCGGGCGCCAAGGAGAUCGCGGUCGAGUUCACCUCGCUGUCCAAGACCUACUCCAUGCCCGGCUGGCGGAUCGGCUUUUGCAGCGGCAACCCGAAGCUGAUCGCCGCCCUGGCGCGGGUGAAGUCCUAUGCCAAGGUCGCGGUUGCGCCGGGCGUCGGUUUCGGCGAGUACGGCGACGGCCACGUCCGUCUGGCGCUGGUCGAGAACCUGCACCGCACGCGCCAGGCGGUGCGCAGCAUCAAGGCCUUCCUGCGCGCCCAGCCGGGGCACGGGGCGGGCGAUAUGACGAACGCGUUGAAGAUCGGGGUCGCCGGGCUGGGAACGGUCGGCGGCGGGGUGGUGGAGCUGCUGGCGGCCAACGGCGAGACCAUCGCCGAGCGCUGCGGCCUGCCCAUCCACGUCUCGGCCGUUUCCGCCAAGGACAAGCGCAAGGACCGCGGCUUCGACGUCUCCAGCGUGCGCUGGUUCGACGACGCCGUGGCGAUGGCGGCCGACCCCGAGAUCGACUUGGUGGUCGAGCUGAUCGGCGGCGCCGACGGCAUCGCCAAGACGGUGGUCGAGACGGCGCUGGGCCGCGGCGCGCCGGUGGUCACCGCCAACAAGGCGCUGGUCGCCCACCACGGCACCGCCCUGGCCCGCCUGGCCGAGGCCAACGGCGCCGCGCUUGCCUACGAGGCGGCGGUCGCCGGCGGCAUCCCCGCGAUCAAGACCAUCCGCGAGGGGCUGGCGGCCAACCGCGUCGAGCGGGUGCACGGCAUCCUCAACGGCACCUGCAACUUCAUCCUCUCGACCAUGCGCGAGAGCGGGCGCGAGUUCGGCGAG
Molecule: messenger RNA, 951 nt
Organism: Symbiodinium necroappetens
Lineage: Eukaryota; Dinophyceae; Suessiales; Symbiodiniaceae
Source: the annotation of a GenBank genome assembly